Molecule: messenger RNA, 399 nt
Organism: Cetraspora pellucida
Lineage: Eukaryota; Fungi; Glomeromycota; Glomeromycetes; Diversisporales; Gigasporaceae
Source: the annotation of a GenBank genome assembly
AUGUUAUUAGAUUCUGAAAAUGAUGACAACACUCAUUCACAUGCUCCAUCGCCACUACCCGAUCUUGAUCAAAUAAAAAAGCAAUUUAAAAUUGCUAUUUCUGACUCUUUAAAUAAAUAUUGGCUCGAUUUUUAUGAAGUUGGAUUGGUAGCUACUCUUUUAGACCUCCGAACCAAAAAAAUGACUGCAUUUACAAAUAGAAAGCGAAAAAAGGCUGAAACAAAAUUAAGAAAUGAAUUUGAGAAUUUACAAUAUAUUAAUAUUACUAGCAAUGAUCAACCAUUGCAACAAACAUCAACGUCAAAAGCUACUGAAAUAAUGCAAAAUCCAUUUUUUGAAGUUAUUUUUGGAUACAAGGUCAAGAAGAUACAUCUUUGGAUGAGGUGGCACGAUAUCUGA